UUCUGAUCCAUCUACUAAUCUUUUAAUAGCUAUAAAUCUCUGGAACAGGGUUCUACAAGGAAAAUUAGAGCUUAUUAAAUUAAAAAAAAUAGCCAUUCGUUAUUUUAACUGUGUCCCAGGAACUUGUCUUGGCCCUCCUUUCGAGAAAAAGAUCUCUUCGAAUGGAAGCAGCAGAGGACAGACCAGGCUCUCGUGUUUGCUCACAGCUUUGCAAAGAUGUGCAGACAGACACUUGGACAGAUUCAAAAGAAGGGAUAUCAAGCUCUAUGGGCGACAUUACAGCUAUGGAUGAACAGAAUGAAGGAUUACUGAAGAUUAUAAAAGUGGAAGAACAUGAAGGUUGCCUUGGUCAAGGAACAUCAAGCUCUUCGGGGAAUGACGUCCCUGUGGACCAACAUGUUAAAGAAGAGCCUGAAAAUGAUGAUGAAUACCUCUACUGUGAGAAUUGCAAGUCCUUCUUCAUCAACAAGUGCGAGUUUCAUGACCCAGCUGUUUUCAUUCCUGAUACCCCUGUUCCAGUGGGGGUCACCGAUCGAGCCAGACGGACCCUUCCACUUGGUCUGGAAGUUCGACAGUCUAAUAUUUCUGGUGCAGGCUUGGGCGUGUUUAAUAAGGGGGAAACUGUUUCAGUUGGUGUGCAUUUUGGGCCAUAUGAGGGAGAGCUGGUAGACAGAGAGGAAGCCAUCAACAGUGGCUACUCCUGGGUGAUAUACAGAAGACAAUGUGAGGAAUAUAUAGAUGCUAAGAAAGAGAUUUAUGCUAACUGGAUGAGGUAUGUGAACUGUGCUCGUAAUGGUGAAGAACAGAAUCUUGUCGCAUUCCAGUAUCGAGGAGGGAUUCACUACCGUUGCUGUCAACCCAUCAAACCAGGCCAGGAGCUCUUGGUGUGGUACGGAGAGGAGUACCCCAGAGAUCAUGGCCUUGAAUUCAGCUGCCUCUGGAACAAAAAGUCUUCCAUAAAUGAAAUGAAAGAUGCAAGUCUGGUGCAAGUCUUCUCCUGUUCCCGGUGUCACCUUUCUUAUACAUCACAAAUGUAUCUUCAGAAACACAUCAGAAGAAGCCACUGGAAAGAGGAUUUGAUGGAUUUGCAAAGAAGAAGUGCUGAUAAUCAGCAAACACUUUCUGGUUCUCUUCACGCUGUUCCUGGACGAGAGCAGGAAGAAGUCGAAGUUGAUUACUGUUCAGAUUGCGGGAAGCGUUUUCCUCACCCAGGUGAUUUCCAAACACACCAGUGUGUUCACGCAGAAGAAAACCUGUAUAAUAGCUCAUGGUAUAGAGAAAGUUUUACUCACCAGAGCAAUCUGCAAGUACACCAGGACAUUCCUGUAGGAGAGAAACCGUACCACUGCUCAGAGUGUGGGAAGAGUUUUGCUUUCCAUACUACCCUACAAAUCCAUGAGCUCGUUCACACUGGGGAGACGCCAUAUCGUUGCUCGCAGUGUGGGAAGAGUUUUAGACAACAGAGCAAUCUCCAAACACACCAGCGCAUUCACACGGGAGUGAAGCCCCAUCACUGCACACAGUGUAAGAAGAAUUUUAGACGAAAAAGCCACUUGAAAAUGCACCUACGCAUCCACACCAGAGAGAAGCCAUAUUGUUGCUCAGAGUGUGGCAAGAGUUUUGUAUACCAGAGUUCUCUUCAUAUGCACCCAUGCGUUCACGAAAGAGAAAAGCCGUAUCGAUGCGCCCAUUGCAGGAAGAGUUUUACUCAGCAGAAUCAUCUCAAGGCACAUGAACGCAUACACACUGGAGAAAAGCCAUACCACUGCUUACAGUGUGGGAAAAGUUUCGCGCGACAAAGUAAUCUCCAAGCACACCAGCGCAUUCACACUGGAGAGAAGCCGUAUCACUGCUUACAAUGUGGCAAGAGAUUUACCCGACAAGGCAAUCUCCAAGCACACCAACGCAUUCACACAGGAGACAAGCCGUAUCACUGCUCACAGUGUGGGAAGAGUUUCACCCGACAAAAUCAUCUCCAAACCCACCAGCUCAUCCACACGGGAGACAAGCUGUAUCACUGCUCCGAGUGCGGCAAGAGCUUUGCUUUUCAGCGUAAUCUCGAAAUACACCAGCGCACUCACACAGAAGAAAAGCCGUUCCGCUGCUCAGAAUGUGGGAAGAGUUUUGCUCACCAGAGCAAUCUCCUCAGGCACCAACAUAUUCAUACAGGAGAGAAGCCGUAUCGUUGCUUGGAGUGUGGGAAGAGUUUCACUUACCACAACAAUUUACAAAUACACCAGCGCAUUCACACAGGAGAGAAGCCAUAUCAUUGCUCGCAAUGUGGAAAGAGUUUUGCUCAUCAUGGCGCUUUCCAUGUCCACCAGCGUCUUCACACAGGAGAGAGGCCGUUUCAUUGCUUGCAAUGUGGAAAGAAUUUUACUCAUCAGAGUCAUCUCCGACAGCACCAGCUCAUUCACACGGGAGAGAAGCCGUAUUGCUGUUCACAGUGUGGGAAGAGUUUUAGACGGCAGACUAAUCUCCAGAUACACCAGCGCAUUCACACAGAAGAGAAGCUGCAUUGUUGCUCUGAGUGUGGAAAACGUUUUACCCGAAAAAGUACUCUCCAAACACAUCGGCGCACUCACACCGGAGAGAAGACUUAUAUCUGCUUACAGUGCGGGAAGAGCUUUCCUUAUGAAAGUCAUCUUCAAGUCCACAGGCGCGUACAUACCGGAGAGAAGCCGUAUCACUGCUCACAGUGUGAGAAGAGUUUUUCUCACCAGGGUCAUCUCCAAGCUCACCAGCGCAUUCACACAGAAGAGAAACCGCAUCACUGCGCACAAUGUGGGAAAUGUUUUAGUCGAAAGGGCACUCUCCAACUGCACCAACGCAUUCACACAGGAGAAAAGCCAUUUCAUUGUUUACAGUGUAGAAAGAGUUUUAGACGACGGAGUCAUCUCCAAAUACACCAACGCAUUCACACGGGAGAGAAGCCGUAUCACUGCUCAGAGUGUGGAAGGAAAUUCCCACAUUCAAGUACACUAAAGACGCACAAGUGUGUUCCCAUGGAGCCAUCAGUAACUGUGCUUGUAUGAACACCAGAUAACUUCCUGGGGUGGUGCUUGUAUCACCUGGGUUCCUGUUUGUAUGUACACAUCAAGAUUUUCCAGCAAUGUCACAAAGUGACCAUAAUGUAUUCUUUGCUAUGAAUCCUGUUUUCCUACAUCUCUGGAACUUUCUGUUCAUGUUCCAUCUGGAUUGGUAGUACUUCAGAUGACACGGAACCCAACCAUUUAUCUUGUGCUCAUAAAAUCAUGGUUAUAUGUUACAAGCAUCAUAUUUCACCCUUCCUAACCUUCAUGGGUGGUGAAUAUUACCUGGGUUACAUAUUCCAAGUCUGAAAAGGUGUGCAGAGAUGAUCACCACACUCACACCCUUAAGAGGGGUGAUGUAUAAUCUGUAGAAAAAUACCUGGGCACCUUGUAAAGUGGCAAGUUUCCAUAGGGGCCAGACGUCUGGCCUGCCUUUAGGCCAUGACCCAGGUGUGAGCUGAUAAUUUUAAUCACAUCUGUCCAGUCUGCAUAGUACCUCAGGGGGGAGUACUGGAUAUAACAAGGAACAAAAUGUAGUUUCAUCCUCGGAAGUCACUGUAAGGUCAAUUGAUUGGUUAACAAAGUGUGGUAAUGUAAGCUUGGGCAAAAAAAAAAAAAAAAGGUCAGCCACAUGGUCACCCUCAGAUCAGUUGGCCAUCCACCAAGGCAAACUUAACUCCAAGUCAUACAGUUUUUACUUUUUUGACAAGUCCUUUUAGAGGCAGUUAUUUCAGUUCAGCAUCUUGCAGGGGUUCAUAAGAAUAAGGACUCCAGUAGGAGGAGAUACCAUGUUGAGCUCUUAGGGUUCAUAUACACGUUUAGCAUAGACUGGGACUUUCUGCUGUUCCUGGAGGAAGGCUAGUAACCUGGCAGUGCACUGUAUCCAAACGGUGCAUACCAUUCAAGGGGUAAUUUACAUUUAAGAGUAUACAAGGAUCAUGUAGUAGAUGUUCUGCCCUUCAGGAGUGUUUCCUGACUGCUUGGUUGCAGUCCUCAACUACACUUCACCAUGAAGUUCAAACCCACAGCCAUAGAUACCUUAGUUAAAUGCCAAAUCUCUGAACCAUUCUUUUGGGACAAAAGGUCUGCUCAGGGAUGACAUCUUAAGGUCUUUGUGGCAUUUUCAGUUUUAGUGAUAGAAAUGCAUAAAGUAGACCAUUGGUGAGCCAGUACACCCUGUCCCAUUGCCUGUGGCGACUAUGCCCAUACCAAGCAGACUCCAUUAUUGAGGACAGUCCAGUGUCUCAAGCUUACUAGAGCCUGUGCCCUUUUCACUGAGACAAGGACAUGAUCUGAUGUGGUGUUGGGGAUUUAGCCAAUGAUAACCCACUUCUGGAAGUCCAAUUCCAACAGGUCCAAAGUGGCUGCUGUCAGGGUUUCUGGGUUCCUCAACAGAAUCUCAGACCACAUAUAGUGACCUACCUGGAAUUGUUUGGCAAGGGUGAUUAUGUCUGCCACACAUCGGAUGACAGGGUAAUUAGAAAUCUCAAUAAACAACCUCAUGGUAAUUAAUUCUUUUAUCUGUUUCAGUGUGAGGGAGCUCUUUUCUGAGUUCACCAUAACACCAAGCACUCACUUGUAUGUCAAAUAUCCUGGAUGGACAUCUUGUAUGUUCUCUUGUGACAUGUUGGAGCCAGUUAUCUAAAUACUGUACUGUAGUAUCAUGAUUCCUCUGACCAUCAGAAUUUGGCAGGACUGUCAAAAACUGUUUAGAGUCUUGGUGAAUGGGGGCAGCCAGGUGCCUGUUAUGGACCUGAGAGUGGAAUUCUGUCCAUUUUAGGGCUUGUUAGUGUUCAACAGUGUACAUGUGGUAGGUGAAACAGAGAUGGUGUGCGGUGACAGCACAUAAAGAUGCUGCGUGGUUUGUAUUCCCAGGCCUGCAGGUCAUGAGCCAUAGAUAAAGUGCCAUGUGAAAAACUCAGAGCACCAGUGGGGAUCCUAUCAGGCAAGGAAUGUAGAGGUGACUGCCAUACUGAAAAAUAGCAAGUUUGUAACUAGCUGUGGACAAGGUAGUAAGUAAUAGCAUGCUAAAGAGAAAACCCAAUACAAGCCACAGGAGUUUUGUCCUGAAGAAUUGUGAAAAUUACACUCACCACAAGCGAAGAAAUGAUGGAAGAUGACCAGAGACUAUUACCAGCUCUAUAAGGUGGAAGAUUAUACAGUCACUUUGACUUUUUGAAAGGUCUUGGCAUGCAUGUGCAUAUGAAUGCAUACUGCCCCUUGUGGUUAGGAGGAGUAAGAUAGACUUCACUUUGCUGUUGAAUUCUUGAAAAUUUGAUGACUGGCUUCACAUGACUUUAAGGGAGCAUGUAUUAGCAUUUACAUUCCCUGGUCUCUAGCUAUCACACAAUGCCUGUAAUUAGCCAGUAGGUAGGAAUUUGGCAAUGACUAAUUUAGUACAAAAUUGGGUAAAACUUGUUCUGUUUUAUUGUAUUUAAUAUUUCAAUAAUAUUGAAUUUAAAAAUAAAUAUUUAGUACUACAGUAUGUGACUAUUUCAUGAUGAAUAUCUUUCUUUUUAGUCUGAGGAUGGAUAAGUUAGGGGCUUGAAUCCAAGAGCUGUUGGAAGAAGAAAGAAGAAACCUUUAUUUGUCACAUGCACACUUCAAGCACAGUGAAAUUCAUCCUCUGCAUUUAACCCAUCUGAAGCAGUGAACACACGCACUCAAAGCAGUGGGCAGCCACACCAGAGCGCCCGGGGAGCAGUCGGGUUAGGUACCUUGCUCAAGGGCACCUCAGCCCAAGGCUGCCCCACAUCACCCUAACUGCAUGUCUUUGGAUUGUGGGGGAAACCGGAGGAAACCCACGUAGGCACGGGGAGAACAUGCAAACUCCACACAGAAAGGCCCUCGCCAGCCACUGGGUUCGAACCCAGAAUCUUCUUGCUGUGAGGCGACCGUGCUAACCACUACACCACCGUGCCACUCCUAUGGUUGUGUCCAUUUCGUUUUUUCAGAAGGCUAAGUGGUUCCUGUGGCGUCCUCUCCACAGUGGCAGUUGGACCACUCCCAAUGCCAUGCUACUGGAACAUUGGGGGAACCAAAGUAUUUUUUUUUCAAGACACCAUCUCAGUUUGUCAACCAAGACUAAAGAGCCCUUCCUCCCCAUGAGACACGGUUAUCCCCUACCGGAUGCCAACCCGGUAUUUCUAGACCAUGGGGUAACUGGGGUAAAAUUGAACUACUCUUUGUCUGGCCUCUUCCCUUCGACCUGUCUGGCUUGGGUGGCCCUACUAGGAGUGAUAGCUCCCAUCAGCAUAGCUGUCAGGAUCAUCAAGAUACACAAGGCCCUCCACCACAACAAGGUGGUAGUCCACAGAGGGCUAAAUAAAUCUUAAUACGGGCAUAUCUAAGUUGCGAAAUGACCCUUAUGUACACUGAAUGAACAUAGAGUAUCCUUCAUCUGGUGUAUGCCACUGUUUUUGUUCUCAUUGCGCUAUUCUUCAUGCAGUUAAUCACAAGGUUUUAACAGCAUUGUAGCAAAGACCAUUACUGUAGUCGCUUGGCCAUGAAAAAAUGAUUGCGGAAGUUCUAGUUACACUGAAGUAAAGAUACAGCCGUUCUUUGUAUUCAGGUCACAGUGUACGAACUGCUUAUUAAAUACAGCAAAACUUUCAUACAGUAACUUGAGGACAAUGAUUGGUUUUGUUAUUUUGGAGCAGUAGCCACUCUGAAGCAAGAACAAAACCAGUUGUUGGAAACAAGUUCAUGUAUGAGUUCAGAAAUCGACACUGAAAUCAUAUUUCUCUAUUAUUUAUUAUCGAUAACAGCCAGACUGGACUCUUAAAUAAAGUUCAGGACUGUACCUUUCAGGGAACAUCAGCUUGUCACUGGGGCAGUACCCUCUAAGGUACUUAUUUGUACCCUUUAUAUACUGCUUGUGAACAUAUAAGUACCUUUUUGGCCCUUUAAAGGUACGCAUAGUUACCCCCAAGGCCCAAGAGGGUAUGUUAAUGUAGAUUGUACCUUGGAGGACAGAAAUGGACUCCUACUGUAUCCCUAUUUCUGACAGUGUGGACUCAAAGCCAAGAUAUAUUGGACACAGUGGUACCAGUCUUGGCUUUUAUUAUGUACCCAUGUGUAAGUCAUGUGAGGAUUUUUUUUCUUUCUUUCUUUUCCAUGGUACCUCAGUGAAAACAGAAAUACCACUUACUGAGUGCUGUUGACCUUCAGCUCCAGGUUGCUGUAUUUACAGUUUAAACUGGAUUAGGCCCUCAUAGUCCUAUUAAUAUACCCUAAUACAUACACACACUCACGCAAGUAUGUAGUUGUGUGGAUGCGCAUCAAGGCUAUCUGUCAUGUCAUGUAAUUGCAUCUUUGGGCAAUCACGAUGAGGCACUGAUAUUGGCUAAUCAGACUGAUUGAUUUGUUUCUUCAUGCACAUAAAGUGUCUCUCAUUUCCUGUACAACCACUAACACGGUUCUUCACCAUUCACACACAUUCUCACACUGCAACCUACAGAUGUCAGUAUCUUGCUUCCAGUCAGAAGAACACACUUUGCUUUGUGCAGUUUAUACUGUGCUGCCAUAAUGCCAG
Molecule: messenger RNA, 7566 nt
Organism: Neoarius graeffei (lesser salmon catfish)
Lineage: Eukaryota; Metazoa; Chordata; Actinopteri; Siluriformes; Ariidae
Product: zinc finger protein 271-like
Exons: 8
Coding region: 162-3035 (957 amino acids)
Cellular component (GO): nucleus
Molecular function (GO): histone methyltransferase activity; protein binding
Source: RefSeq, a predicted model, not a curated record